Messenger RNA from Cylindrotheca closterium, 2694 nucleotides. The record is from the annotation of a GenBank genome assembly. Lineage: Eukaryota; Bacillariophyta; Bacillariophyceae; Bacillariales; Bacillariaceae.
AUGUUGCAAACAAAGAAUGCCACUAUCGAAAAUGAUGUAGAGAAUGAGGACACUGCACUUCUUGUUGGGAAAGUUCCAAAAGGGGAAAUGGAGUUUCUGGAGCUACUUCCAGCUUCCUGUCGGCCAGCGGUGUACAUCAUGAUGAUUGCCGUCGUUCUGAUGGUUCUUUUGGUUCUGAGGCCCACCUACCUUUCGGAAAUACAGCAGCAUACAGUGGCUGAAGUUUUCACCAGCAAUCCAAGCAAAUGCACACAAUCGCCAUGCUUCAAGCCAUCAAAGGUCACUGUCGAGUCUAAACCUGGAUUUCCGUCGUUUCUGGAUGUUGCCAACAAGGGCAGAAUUGAUGUAAGCUAUGACAGUCGAUCCAUACGUAUCAACGAUGAGAGAGUUCUUCUAUUGGGAGGGAGCAUACAUCCUAGUCGAGCAACAAAACAGACAUGGGGCUACGCUCUGGAUGAAAUUGUUGCCAAUGGUCUCAACUUGGUCACGAUUUAUGUCAUGUGGGAAAAUCACCAGCCAGUUCCAACCAUGGAUAUGAAUUGGGAUUUUCUAAAAGGUAUUCAGUAUGAAGGUAGCACGAGUUCUAUUGCGUUGAAGUGGAAUCUUGCUUCUGCCAUUCGCUCCGCUGCGGAAAGAGGGCUGUUCGUUCAUUUACGAAUCGGACCCUAUGAAUGCGCCGAAUACACCUAUGGUGGAAUACCCGAGUUCAUACCACUGCAGCAUCCCAGUAUGAGUAUGCGACGACCAAACUUGGAGUGGCUUGAAGUGAUGAAAUUGUAUGUCGAGCAACUAUUGACUUAUCUUGACGACAACAAACUCUGGGCCUAUCAAGGGGGUCCCAUCAUUCUCGGUCAAAUUGAGAACGAACUUGGAGGGAAUGUGGAUGCUGAGGCUGAGAAUUUCUUUCUAAUCAAUGAGAGAGGCGAUUUUGUGGAAAGGAAGGAUAUGCCAAGUGGUCCGGCUCGAGGGCUGCGGAAUGCCACAUUGCAAGACUACGCUGACUGGUGUGGCAGCUUAGUCCAGGAUCUUGCGCCGAAUGUGACAUGGACAAUGUGCAAUGGACUCUCUGCCGAGAAUACGAUACUCACUUGCAAUGGAAUCAGUGAAUGUGCAGACUUCUUGGAAAGUCAUGGCUUCAAUGGCCGCGUGCAAGUUGAUCAGCCACCAAUGUUGACAGAGUUUGAGGGGGGCUUCCAGAUCUGGGGAGAGGACCCACACAACCCAAGCGACUACUUUUGGGGCCGUCCAGCAAGUGUCAUGGCGCAUGAUGCGUUGCGUUGGUUUGCCAGAGGAGGCACACACCUGAAUCACUACAUGUUCUGGGGAAGUUACAAUCGAGGGCGACAAGCCGCGGCAGGGAUCACAAAUAUGUACGCCAAAGAAGCAAUGUUGUGUCCCUCUGGUCAGCGUCAUCAGCCCAAAUUUGGUCAUUUCCAAGCACUUCACCAGGCUCUUGCCAGCCUUGCUCCAAUUUUACUGGCAUCGGAAAGCGCCCUUGAGAAAGGUCAACAAGUAGAAAUUUUGAAUGAUGACGGAAAAUGGGAAUAUGGUGAUGACCAGCUGCUCUACCAGUAUCAAGCGGACGAACACAGCCGUGACGUAGUAUCGAUUCUUGAAAACAAUGCGAACACAAGCGUUAUCACUCGUUUUGGACACAAUGUAAUUGUCAUGGAUCCAUAUUCUUCGAUACUUUUGAAAAAUGAAAUUCGAGAGUUCGACUCUUCUGUUAUUGGACCUCGCUUUCAGGCAUUUGAAAGAGUCUUCUCGAAAGGGCAACAUGGACCAAAGUUAUUGGACUGGGAGGACUGGCAAGAACCCAUUGGGGCACCAUCAAAUCUUCCAGCGACAGUAGUAGCAAACCAUCCAAUAGAACAAACAAAACUCAAUGUCGAUGCCCAAGUCUACAGCGAUUAUGCAUGGUACGAGACUACCUUCCAUAUGGAUACAGAUGGGCAAGCAGCAAGUCUGGUGUUAGAGGCCCAACGUGCAAAUGGUUUCGUAGUUUUCAUCGACGAUGUUUUUGUAGGAUCCGCGGAUGACCAUUUUCACAUGGAAGGACCCAUUUCAUUUUCAAUUGAUAUUGUGGAUAUUGAAGGAGGGAGCCGCAAACUGAGUAUAUUGUCUGAGUCUCUGGGCUACCAUAACUUGAUAGGUCGCUGGGGUGUGGGGACGAAACCGAAGAGCAAAGGUCUAACAGGCGAUGUUGUAUUGGUUUCCUCCAGUGGCAAAAAUGCCAGCCUCGUAGAUGGACGUGAAUGGAGGUCUUUUCCUGGUCUACAUGGCGAAGCUAUUAGCAACCAAGGCCUUUCACGACGCCAUUUCGAGAAGAAUCUACUACCUUCAACAUCCACUACGCCGACGUGGGCUUCCGUCGUGUUUGACACUCCAAUAUAUGAGCCUCGCACUCAGGGAUUGUUUCUCCGGCUCACCACUGGACGUGGGCAUCUUUUCUUGAAUGGAUACGAUUUGGGGAGGCAUUGGAAUAUUACUACAGACGAGACUGGAAAGUAUACCCAAGAGUAUUAUUUCUUGCCACCCGACUAUGUCCAUAGUGAUGGCAACUUGAAUGAGCUCACUAUCUUUAACUCACUACCAGACAAUAGAGUUAGCGCAGAGUUGCUGGUAAGUUGGACAGUUGCAACUGAUUCACCCAACUUCCAGGACGAAAUCAACUUCCAGAAUGCAUGCCUGUGA